AUGGUUGCAUUUUGGAAAGCGACUAUAACUGUCCUUGUGCUUUAUAGUGUCGGUAAAGGAGUUCGUCGUCGUCGACAAACUUUGGAUCUAGGGUUGGAUUCUAUUAGUCAAAAUCAAUUAUCACCAAAUUUUCAAACUCAUAAUGCUCAAGAACAAUCUUCUCUACAAAGAAAUGGUCAAAAUGAAAUUAUAUUAGGGAAAAAAGACAGUCGACAGUAUAAUCUAUAUCGGAGUUAUUAUGGUUAUGGAACUCUACAAGGUAUAAAUUAUCCCUAUGGUAGCUCAGGUGUUGGUCCUUAUCGAUAUGGAUAUGGAGAAUAUGGACAGUAUGGGCAAGGAUCAGAUCGAUAUGCUUCCUAUUACAUUCAAAAUACGGGUUCAUCCGAUCACGAUCCAGGUUAUAAUAGUGUAGGUUAUAAUAAUCGUCCUGAUUCUUAUCCUUCAAAUUAUUAUGGUGGACCAACUUCACUGACGAAAUACUCUUGUAAUUCAAACGCUCAGUGUGGUUGCUCAACCCAAACAGCAAUAUUGACAAAAAUUGUUGGAGGAGAAGCAGCUGGUUCGAACACUUGGGGCUGGACUGUGUCAUUGAUUAUCGGCAAUUCGCUUUGUGGUGGAUCGAUCAUUGCACCUUCUUGGAUUCUUACAGCUGCGCAUUGUGUUACAGGAGCUAGUGCCCAGCAAAUCACUGUUUAUGCUGGUUCCAAUAUGAAAUUAACAGGUAGUCAGAUUUUAUCAGUGUCAGCAAUUAUAAGCCAUCCAGGCUACUCGUCAUCUGUCUAUGUCAACGAUAUAGCUCUUCUUCAACUGUCGACUCCAUUGGACAUGACCGAUCCAAGUGUCAGUGCCAUUUGUCUUCCGUCAAUCAGUUCCACAACAUUAUCAACAGGCGAAUGGCCAUCACCUGGUACCACAGUAGUGGCUGUCGGUUGGGGUGUAUUGAGUGAAAAUGGAUUUUCAUCAUCGACACUUCAACAAGUAACGCUGCAAACGGUUGAUCACAAUUUGUCAAUGUGUUCUGGUGUCACCAACAAUUGGACAGUGCAAUUAUGUGCUAGUUCUCCGGGAAAAGACACGUGUCAGGGUGAUUCUGGUGGGCCACUGAUGGCUUUCACUUCCAGCCAACAGUGGGUGUUAGUCGGUGCAACGAGUAGUGGCCAUGGUUGUGCUCGACCGAAUUAUGCCGGCAGUUAUACUCGCAUAGCUGCUUUUCAAAGUUGGAUUAGUUCGAAUACCGGUGGUCAGUUUACCAAUCCAACCUCAUCAAGUUUAGCUUAG
Molecule: messenger RNA, 1278 nt
Organism: Rotaria sp. Silwood2
Lineage: Eukaryota; Metazoa; Rotifera; Eurotatoria; Philodinida; Philodinidae
Source: the annotation of a GenBank genome assembly